Pygocentrus nattereri (red-bellied piranha) is the source of this 2737-nucleotide messenger RNA. RefSeq names its product solute carrier family 11 member 2 (gene slc11a2). The transcript has 17 exons. NCBI's taxonomy places the organism in Eukaryota, Metazoa, Chordata, Actinopteri, Characiformes, Serrasalmidae. Gene Ontology annotation, molecular function: manganese ion transmembrane transporter activity; iron ion transmembrane transporter activity; cadmium ion transmembrane transporter activity. Gene Ontology annotation, cellular component: plasma membrane. Bases 174 to 1862 code for a protein of 562 amino acids. Gene Ontology annotation, biological process: metal ion transport. The record is from RefSeq and is a predicted model, not a curated record.
CGGAAAACGCGUGUAGUCGCUGUAUAACCGAGUAGAACCGAGUAACCUUCUGUGUUUGUCUGAGUCAAGAACCCAAUUCAACUUAAACUGGAUAUACUGGGAUAAAUGUGCGUGUCCUGCUCUUACAGUCUGCCCAGCAUCCUCUUUUAGAGACGCUCCUUCCGUCUGAGCCCAUGAAGACAAAUCAAGAGUCGGACCUCCUGGAAGAGAGCCCCCCUCAGCAGAAUGGAGUCGCCCAGACUAGCCCCACCCACUACAGCUCCAUCACCCCCCCAGCUCCUGAAGAGGAACCCAUUUCCACCUACUUUGAGGAGAAGAUCCCGGUCCCUGAAGAUGUCACACAGGUGUUCAGCUUUCGGAAGCUGUGGGCAUUCACAGGACCUGGCUUUCUCAUGAGCAUUGCUUAUUUAGACCCGGGGAACAUAGAAUCUGAUCUUCAGUCAGGAGCAAAAGCUGGAUUUAAACUCUUAUGGGUACUACUGGGGGCCACCAUUAUUGGACUUUUGCUGCAGCGACUGGCUGCGCGACUAGGUGUUGUCACCGGGAUGCACUUGGCGGAGGUUUGCAACAGACAGUACCCAACUGUGCCUCGUAUCAUACUGUGGCUGAUGGUGGAGCUGGCAAUCAUUGGCUCAGACAUGCAGGAGGUCAUUGGCUGUGCCAUUGCCUUCAAUCUACUCUCUGUUGGCCGGAUCCCACUGUGGGCAGGAGUCCUAAUUACCAUCAUUGACACAUUCGUAUUUCUGUUUUUGGACAAGUAUGGUUUGCGGAAGCUUGAAGCCUUUUUCGGGUUCCUGAUCACCAUCAUGGCCCUCAGCUUUGGAUAUGAGUAUGUACGGGUGGCUCCAAAUCAGGGUGAGGUUCUGAAGGGCAUGUUUGUUCCAUACUGUGAAGGCUGCGGUCCUGUGCAGUUAGAGCAGGCUGUUGGGAUAGUUGGAGCGGUCAUCAUGCCUCACAACAUCUAUCUGCACUCGGCUUUGGUUAAGUCACGGCAGGUUGAUCGAGCCAGCAAGAAGGAGGUGAAAGAGGCCAACAAGUACUACUUCAUCGAGUCCAGCAUUGCCCUCUUCAUCUCCUUCCUCAUCAAUGUCUUUGUGGUGGCUGUUUUUGCAGAAGCCUUUUAUGACAAGACAAAUAUGGAAGUGAAUCAGCAGUGUAAUGAAACUGGAAGUCCUCACACGGAUCUGUUCCCGCUCAAUAAUGAAACUCUUCAAGUUGACAUCUACAAAGGGGGUGUAGUGCUGGGCUGUUUCUUUGGUCCAGCAGCUCUUUAUAUUUGGGCAAUUGGGAUUCUUGCUGCUGGACAGAGCUCUACCAUGACUGGGACAUAUUCUGGACAAUUUGUCAUGGAGGGCUUCCUUAACUUGCGUUGGUCUCGCUUUGCACGGGUGUUAUUGACCCGCUCUAUUGCCAUCUUUCCCACUCUGCUGGUAGCGAUCUUCCAGGAUGUGCAGCAUCUGACUGGCAUGAAUGAUUUCCUCAAUGUGCUGCAAAGCAUGCAGCUUCCAUUUGCUCUGAUCCCGAUUCUGACAUUUACCAGCCUCACAUCGAUAAUGAACGACUUCGCUAACGGACUGGUGUGGAAGAUUGGUGGAGGAGUAACUAUCUUACUAGUUUGCGCAAUAAACAUGUACUUUGUGGUGGUCUAUGUGACGGCCCUCAACAGUGUACUGCUGUAUGUCCUCUCAGCUCUGCUGUCCGUUGCUUACCUGUGCUUCAUUGGAUACCUGGUGUGGCAGUGCCUGAUCGCCCUGGGUGUCUCCUGUCUGGAUGUAUGUGGCAGGAUUCAGGUGGGGCAGGCUCGCCACAUCGAUAUUUACCUGCUGAAUAACAUGGACGGUGACUGUCUAGAGGAGAAUUAACAGAAUGUAAGAAGCAUUUUGUUUUGUUGGUGUUUUAUGUACUUGUCCCAGUACAUGAGGAACCUGGACCGGACCGACAAUUGGAACUGACCCUGAGCCGCUGUGCCCGCUCUAAAGUGACCUUGCAGGUGAAACUGCAGAUUGCAGGUUACGGUAUUCCUGUUUGGGAAUGACAUGAUAUAAUGAUGUCAUCUGUUUAAGUGAAGAUAAUUUAAGGGUUUUUAUGGAUUCACUCGUAUGAAUUGAUCCGUUCAGUUCAAUCACUAAGAAAUGACUAGUUCUAUUAGUCUGAGACCUAGAGUUAUUUUAGCGACUGUUAUCAGCAUCUUGUUUUCUUUUAUUAAUACUACUAGUAGGAAUAAUAAUAGAACAAGCAUUAUCAAGAUAUUUUAAACAUACAUGAAUAAUGUAAAAUUUUGAAAACACUGAAAUACUGAUAUUCAACAGGUUAAAUGGGGUUUUUAUAAAAAGACAACCUUUUUUUAACCUCCAGUGCACAAAGGACCAACCUGAAACUGCCCUUGUUCUCAUCUGAAGUGAUAAACUUCUAAAAUGUUGAAGUCGCCUUUUGAAAUGGCCAGUUGAUCUCAACUGCAAUUCCAUGUUUGUUAAUUUUACUGCAUGUACACAGUACUGUGCAAAAGUCAGGGAACCUUCACAGGUUUCAUUUCCAGUCAAAACAGCCUUUUACGUUCAAGUUAUUUAUUGCUCAGGAGAUGUUUGUGAGGAGAUUAGAUGUUAGAUAAUCCACUUAGUGGAGGAGAAAGUCAAAAAUAAAUUGAGUUUCCAAAACUGAAGGAUUAAAAUCUACAGAGAAAAGUCCUAACAACCACCUGGAAGACCUGGUAAACACCAAAACCCCAUCAGAUAAACAG